Molecule: messenger RNA, 708 nt
Organism: Bolinopsis microptera
Lineage: Eukaryota; Metazoa; Ctenophora; Tentaculata; Lobata; Bolinopsidae
Exons: 1
Coding region: 1-708 (235 amino acids)
Source: RefSeq, a predicted model, not a curated record
AUGAAUCUAGUACCUUCACAUUUGAAAAACACUCACGAUUUUCUUCGAAGGAUUAGAAACAUCACACCAAAUGAUCUGAAGAGUUUUACUCUCUUCACAGCAGACGUCAAAGCUUUAUGCACCAACAUCAACGUACUAACAGCAAUAGAAGAUGUCAUGGAAUUUGCUAAAGAAAAUAGACAGUCAAUCAAUACAUACGGUCUCCAUCUCUCUGAUUUACAAGAACUACUAGAGACAACCCUAGGAAAGUCAUAUUUUGUCUACAAGUACAACAAUCAAGUCUAUCUACAGCUUCUUGGAUUGUUCAUGGGAACCAACCCCUGCAACUAUUCUAGCUACUGUCAAGAUGUGAAAACUGGAAUAACUUUCCGUCUACGUAAACCUGAGGAUAACACUGCCCACUGCACCUACAGCAGGUUUUACGACGACCUUAACGGAGCCACCACCAACAAACGAAAAGCUCAGCAACUUUGCAACCUCAUCGAACAACAAGACCCUGACAAACUUAUCAAACUAACUGUAGACUACUCUGACAAUCAGAACGACUUUGUUCCCUUCCUCAACACGGAAAUAAAGAUCGACUCAGAUGGAAUAGUACAUUCUAGACUCUAUAGAAAACCACAGAAAAAGCCAAUCAUCCUCCACUACAACUCUCAUCAUACAACACGUACAAAGAAUGCUACUGUUGAGAGUAUGUACAGUCUCUAA